UCUCCCAGUUCUCUCUUUCGAAUCAUUCGCAUGGAAGAAGUGAAGAGAUAAAAGAUCUUUUGUUUCUCAGUAACAAAAAAUCUGUUUCUAAUCGAAUUAGAUUUUGAGUUGUUGGUUAAGCUUUCUUGAUUUUAGCAAAUCUAGUAGAGUUGAGCUCCUCAUAUGAGAAGCGUUUCAACAAAAAGUCUGUACCAGAAUCUGCUUAAGCUUUAUCGUUGCUCUACACCCCCGCUACCAUCGUGGUUUGCUCUUCUCCUCCCUCAACCUCUCUCCUUUUCUCUGUUAUGGCUUCAAAGACUGACGAUGAGUUAUCUUCGUCAAAAGACGAUGGGUUGUCUUCAUCGAUUUCAAAAGAUGCAUCGCUUCAGAUUACACCUUCAGUGGCUUCGCCUCCAGCGGCUCUGACUCCGGACGUUCUGUCCCCGACGCAGGAUCUCCGAACUCAAGCGUCGGAAUCUCUUGAGGCCUCUGAAUCUCUGUUACCUCUCGGUGCUGAAAACUGUGCUGGAACUCUUGCUGGACCUCCUGAAAAGAAUAACAUGAAACCUGCUCCAGAAUCACAGCUCCAUGGAAGUGGUGCUGAACACUGUGCUGGAACUCUUGUCGGACCUCCUGCCAUGGAUAACAUGGUCUCUGCUCCGACAACUCAGCUCUUCCAUGGAAGAGAUACUGAAAUCUCUACUCUGCCCCAUGGAACUCUUGGAACAGAUCCUACGAUGGCAUCACCAGCAAUUGAAGCGAGUAAGCAAGCUCUUCCUCAAGCAAAUGCUCCUUCGGAACCUAUCCAAGGCGCCUCUCCUUCUCAGUUUGUGCCUUCCUUAGGUUCAUGGGCUAAACCACUCUUUUUCAAACCUCCUGUUACUCCUCCUGACCCGAGUACUCCCAAAGGAUAUGAUCCGGUGAUUAUGGGGAACCAACUUGCUGCUCUGUGGCCAUCCCUCAAUGAUGAGAUCCUGAACAAGCAACCGAAAAGAUUGAGUCCACAAUCACGUAAUCUAUUCCGGGAUGCUACUCCGACUUACAGACUUGAUGGAACACCAGAGGUAUCUAUUCCUUCUAAAGUCCUUAGACUAGGACCUGAGAACAAGGAUGAAUAUGUCAUAGGCAAAUUUCAUAAGUGUUCCCUACCUCCGGGUGGACUUGUCCAUGCCGUAGUUAAUAAGAUUUGGGGAAGGAGUUGUAAGAUUUCUUGUAAGAAGCUUGAUGAUUCAUCUUAUAUGUUUCAUAUCCCUCAUCAACCUACUCGUCACUGGAUUAUUCAGAGAGGCGUUUGGCACAUUGAUGAUUGCUUGCUUUUUGUGUUACCGUGGACUCCAGAGGGCACUUUCAAAAUCCUAGAAGUAUCAACACUUCCGGUAUGGGUCAAUCUGAAAAAUGUUCUAGACUGCUGUUACUCCAGAUUAGGAAUGUCAUGUCGCUUCAGGUCUUGGAGAGCCUAUUUUAACUCACAAACCUCGUCUGGAUCCUACCAGUAUGAGUGAAGCAAAGGUAUUAGUUGAGAUGAAACUUGAUAGAGACUUUCCGAAGCUAAUAGCUCUUGAUGAUAAGCAGGAUAGUAUUUAUCUAGUAAAUGUUGAGUAUACUUGGAUUCCUUCUACUUGUGAGAGAUGUGGUAGUUUAAGCCACAACGCAAAAAUAUGUCUUUUGCCUCGUAAGCUUCCAGAGGAUUCAAAUUCGUUGGCUAAAUCAGUGGGUGUUAAUGAUGACAUACCUGUUGUUAAUAUUGAUCUCAUCCUACAACAAGAAGACAAUGUUGUGUCUUCUUCAUCAACUUCCCAACAAAAGGAAGCUUCAGCUCAAGUAAGUCUUCCUGCUGCUUUUUAACAUGUGGAGUUCUAAAUAUUCAGAACCAGUUCAAAGACUUGGAUGUUCUUCCUGCUGCUUCUGUCUCGGAAGUUACCAUCAUCACGAAAGAUGUUUCACGAUCGCAUUCUGGUUUGGAAACUGAAACACAAUCUUUAUAUGUCUCUUCUAACACUUCUAUGGACUGCCAAGAUACACAGGUUGCAGGGUACAAAACUAUCUCCUCUUCUUCACAAAUUCAAGAGGAAAAUCAAAUUGCAUUGCCAAGCUUGCCCAAGAUAUUUUCCCCAUUAGUAGAUUCUCAAUCUGCUCCCACUUCAACACAUAUUAUGGAUUCUUGUCCAUCAAAGAUUAUCAGCAGUGAGGACCACAAAUUCUCAGUUGUUGAUCUCUUAACCACAACACUUCUAGCAAGUGCAUUUGAGAGUCCUUCUCGUUUCACCGUGCUUGGUAAUGUGGAUGAAACCUUGGUUUGACAAGGGGUGGGAGGGAGACAAAACCUCCUAUCAAAUAUCAGGAUUUGGAAUGGAAGACACCACAUGGGAGAGGAAAACAUGGUCGACGUGGUCGUGGAUCCAAUCACUAGUUCGUUCACCCAUUUCAUUGUUGAUUAAACUCGUUUCUACCUUAGUUUCAUAGCUAGGUUUGAGAUGUUUUAUAUCAUGAAGUCUAUUCAUGCAAGCUUUUUCUAUCUAUAAGGCAAUUUAACCUUAUCAUGUAAACAUCUUAUAUAUUAA
Molecule: messenger RNA, 2540 nt
Organism: Brassica oleracea var. oleracea
Lineage: Eukaryota; Viridiplantae; Streptophyta; Magnoliopsida; Brassicales; Brassicaceae
Exons: 2
Coding region: 285-1481 (398 amino acids)
Source: RefSeq, a predicted model, not a curated record